This is a messenger RNA of Stegostoma tigrinum, 9238 nucleotides long. It is a transcript of the gene itpka, whose product is annotated as inositol-trisphosphate 3-kinase A. The transcript is spliced from 13 exons. Gene Ontology annotation, cellular component: cytoplasm; nucleus. Lineage: Eukaryota; Metazoa; Chordata; Chondrichthyes; Orectolobiformes; Stegostomatidae. Gene Ontology annotation, biological process: peptidyl-threonine phosphorylation; inositol phosphate biosynthetic process; peptidyl-serine phosphorylation. The record is from RefSeq and is a predicted model, not a curated record. The coding region runs from base 309 to 3623 and encodes 1104 amino acids. Gene Ontology annotation, molecular function: protein serine/threonine kinase activity; protein tyrosine kinase activity; ATP binding.
ACAUAAGCAAUUUUGGUUGGUUUUGAUAACCUUGCUGACUAUAUCCUACAGGUUUUUUUUGAUUGCAUAAAUGUGAUGGAACUUCCAUACAAAAUCUGAUCUUGAGUUAAUUUGAGAGCAUUGUUUUUAGGGGUCAAAUAACCAAUCUUCAUCAUUCAAAAAUUGAAAUUCAGCUAUAAAGCUGCAAGUUUUUUCAGAAAAGUUUCUUCAGCGCCUAAGUAGCAUCAUUAAGAAACAGUUAAAAAAGAUUGUUACUUCAUACACAAUGUGUUCAAGUAUAACCGACUUGCAACAUCAUCUCCAUCUAAAUGUCGACUGACAGUAAAGGUCGAGUUCUAGGUGAUAACAGAGAGAAAACUUCAAAGAUGAGCAUUGAAAGAGCUCCAGGAUACUCUGCCUCACUGAAUAAGAUAUAUUCCCGUAAAAUGAUUCUUCAGAAACCCCCUCGUAAGAAGAUGUCUGCAAUUCAUUCUCACAAUGAUACAUAUAGCAUUAUCCAACCCAUGGGCGAGGGAGUAUAUGGGGAGGUGGCCUGCUGUCGCAAAAGAAGCACUGGUCAGUUUGUUGCUAUUAAGACUGUAAAAUAUGAUAGCUGCAGUGCGACAGAAGUCAGAAUGUUGAAAAUCUUGCAAGAUGUGGAUGCAGACAAGUUUCAUAUUGUAAAACUUCUUGAAUAUUUCCAUAGAAAUGCAAAGUCUUACCUUGUAUUUGAACUAUUGGAGCAGAACUUGCAGGACUUCCAGAAGUCUAACAACUUUGCCCCUCUCCCUGUUAAGCAUGUUCGAACCAUUGCCUUACAGCUGCUGAAGGCUUUGGAAAAGCUUAAGGAUAUGUCUAUUAUCCACACAGACAUCAAGCCAGACAAUAUCAUGUUAGUAGAACACAUGCGAUUUCCUUUCAGAGUUAAACUGAUAGAUUUUGGCUCAGCCAGUAUACUACCGGAGGUUCAGCAUAUUCAAGACCCAUAUAUCCAGGCCAGAUAUUACAGAUCACCUGAGAUCCUCUUGGGAUUGCCUUUCUGUGAAAAGCUGGAUAUGUGGUCCCUCGGUUGCGUUCUAGCUGAACUUCGACUUGGUAGCCCUUUAUAUCCGGGUAAGAAUCAAUAUGAUCAGGUCAGAAUCAUUGUUGAAACCCAAGGUCAACCCCACGACCAACUGCUCAACGAAGCAAGUAAGACUCACCAUUUCUUCAAAAGAAAUUCCUCUCCUUCUUCAGCCCGCCAGUGGCAACUUAAGUCAUUGUCUGAGUAUCAGUCAAAGAUGUUUGCACAACCUUUGGAGCCAAGGAGACAUACUUUAAAGUCACUAGAUGAUCUUGAAACAUGCAGCAUCAUCAAAACAUUGUCCCCAAAUGGUGAUGAUAUUGCUGAGUUCCAUGAUCGCAACAGUAUGGUAGGUCUUGUGAAGAGAAUGUUGAACUUUGAUUCCAAGUAUCGCAUUUCUCCAAGACUUGCAUUACAGCAUCCAUUCAUCACCAUGGAGGAACUGGAGAAAAAUUAUAAACAUACAAAGUAUUAUGAGUUGUCCGUUCAAAGCGUCAAUGCUGCUCGGAAUUACGUUAGAACUGAAAAUAACAAAAAUAAUUCUCACCAGCUACAGGAGUGUCAUGGUAGAAAUACUGCGUACCGCAAGAGCACACAGGACCAAUCUAAUCACAGUUACUCCUUUGGACAAAUAGCCAUUGUUAAAAGGGACAGUGUCACUCUUGGAGAGUCAAGAAGAAUGCACAGACAUAUGAUGCCACCUGGGGGAGCAAGCCAUCUAGUCCAUGAACACUUCACUCCAUGCGCAGGGGAUGCCCAACAGCCUCCUUAUCCAUAUCAAGAAACUUGUCAUCAGAUCUCUUGGUCCGUACAUAGGCACGUUACAGAAUCAACACCAGGAAAUGCUACUAACCCACCUCUGUCAGAUCAUUCAUUUAACAAUGUGAUUCGACUUGAUCUGAAGCCUGGUAAGGAUAGAAACAGCAAUAAGCAUUCGAUAGUCUUUACAUCAAUGAAAGAAGAUCAAGAGAAUGGGGACAACAAACCUGAAAAUUACCCAAGAUCUUCUGUAGCAGAGGAAAAGCAAAAUAAAGAAGCUCAAAUAAAAGAGACAUCAGCAGUACACCUGAAAAAUUCUUUUGCAAAAGAAAAUAAUUCUGCACUGGCCACAUCCUACACACAUUCCAAGUGUAGUGGCAUGAAGGCCCCGAAAUGGGGGGAUGCUACAGAGGUGGGAUUCACAAAUUCAGUUCAGAGGUACAGCACUUGUACUGGGACCAAACAGCACCUAGAGCCUGGGGUACAUCUAUACAAACAGCAGAAUUUUAUUUCAACGGGACCAUGUAUGUCACGCCCAAGACAUAUCGAAAAUAAACCAAGCCUCAUUGUGUCUGAGCAGGAACAGCUUAAUAAUGACCAAGCUGAAGAAAAUGUAAAGAGUGGAACUAGGCGGAUCAGAGUUAUAUCAAGACAUAUAUCGAGGAGUGAAAUUAUCAGUUGCAUAGCAAGAAAACAAUUGCUCUCAGAGGAUUGUGGAGAGAAUGAAAGCAAAAAUGUGCACUUGGAAAACACUCAUCCAAAACAAAUUGCCAAGAGGCACAAUCUGGGUUCAGAAACAGAAAUUAAUUCUUCACCAAUGGAGAUCAAUGAAGCUGAAGAUUUGGAGAGAGAGAAAAUUCUAGAUAAGAACACUUGUGGGAUUUUCAAGUUGGCAAAGUUCUGGAACAAUAGAAAGAAAAUCCAAAAGGAAAAGAAAAACAAACCCUGGAGGAAGGCAAAAUCAAUAGUCCACUUCUCAUCCUUCCCCUUCAAGAAGCGAUAUUCAUGGAUUCAACUAGCUGGUCAUUCAGGGAGCUUCAAACCUGGUGAUGGUGGGAGGAUCCUGAAGAAGUACUGUGAGAAUGAGAAGAUGUGCUUUGAACAACUGAAAACAGAUUCGCUAGCUCCUUUUGUACCCCAUUACUACGGCAUUACCCAUGAAGAAGGAGAGUGGUAUAUUCAGCUGGAUGACUUGUUGGCUGAGUUUGACAGCCCCUGUGUCAUGGACUGUAAAAUGGGAACAAGGACGUAUCUGGAAGAAGAGCUGAUGAAAGCCCGUGAGAAUCCAAAAUUACGGAAUGAUAUGUACAAGAAAAUGGUGGAGAUUGACCCCCAAGCACCGACGCCACACGAACACACGAUCCAAGCUGUCCUGAAGCCACGAUACAUGCAGUGGAGGGAAACCCUCAGCUCUACAGCAACCCUCGGAUUUCGAAUUGAAGGUGUUAAGAGAGCGGAUGGGAAAGGCAGCACCAACUUCAAAAGGACCAAAACAAAGGAACAGAUUCUCCAGGUCUUCAUCGACUUUGUCAGUGGGAACAAGAAAAUUGUGCAAGCCUACCUGAUGAGACUAAAGGAGAUCCGAAAAGCUCUGGAGUCAUCUGAGUUCUUCAAAAGGCAUGAGGUUAUCGGGAGCUCCUUGCUGUUUAUCCACGACAAGAACGAAGUGGCAAAGGUAUGGCUGAUUGACUUUGGGAAGACCACCAAGCUGCCAAACGGAAAGACUCUUAAUCACCGCCUGUCCUGGGAGGAGGGCAACAGGGAAGAUGGCUACCUCCUUGGGCUUGACAACAUGAUUGCCAUUGCAUCUAACAUCUUGUGAUGCUGGGCCAUGCUCCUCCUUUACCCUGUAUUUCCCAUUGGGCAGUAGGAGUGUUGUAUGGGGCCUGUCUCCCUCGACCUGGAUGCACGCUGCUGUUCAAAGCAGUGAGGAAAUCGACAAAGAAAGAGAGACUACGUUACGGCGAUGAAGUUGAGGUUCCCCCACUGCCAGUGAGCUUUCUCUUGGGUGACUUUGUGUUUUUAGUUGGACCCAGACUGUGAACGGGACGCACAGAGGUAUCAGAGCAGUGCAGGUCACACUCUUAUCUAGUGGGAGAUAUGGUUGCUGUCACUGCGGACCUGUUACGAUUGGUUACUUUAGGAUUUGCCUUGAAAUAAUAUUUGAAAAACAAUUGCAAUUAGAUUCUGCUAAUGGAUGAUAUUAAUGCAAAGCAAGAAAAUUCAUGGUGCUCUCCUGAAAGCUAAGAUGAUUUUCACCUCCAGGCUGCUCCUUCACACCUCUCAAUGACCAGGUCUGAAGCAGAAGUGACCAAAACAGGAAAGAGAAGUCAGGGAACUGCAGACCCAUUAGCUUCACAUCAGUAAUCAUAAAAUACUAGAAUCUAUUAUAAAGGAAGUGAGUACUGAACAUUCGAAAAUACUUGUUUGAUCAGGCUGACACAGUAUGGGUUUAUGAUGAGUGCAAAUCAUGUUUGACAAGGCUGAUGGCUUUUUGAGGGCGUUAUGAGCAGAGCCGAUUAAGGGAGAGCCAAUAAACGUGUGGUAUUUGGAUUUUCGGUAUUUGUAAACAAUGACAAUGUAAGGGAUUGGGGGAAAAAGUAACACAGAGGAUUGGCUUCCAGACAGAAAGCAGAGACUAGGAAUAAAUGGUUCAUUCUCAGACUAUGACAAGUGGGGACCGCAAGGGUCAGUGCUUGAACUCCAAACGUUCACAAUCUAUAUCAAUGAUUUGGAUGUGGAGUCAGUUAUAAUACGGCAAAUUCUCUGUCAUCGAGAUCCCAAGCAUCCAGAAAUGGGGACUUUUACUGGCAUUAGCAACAAGAAGGGAUUAAUAGUUCAAGACUGACCUUAUCAAUUAAGACAGAAAUCACCUAUCACGGCCACGUAUUCUGGGAUUUAUGAGUGACCCUCGCGGCUCGUUUUUCAAAAUGCACCUGCAUCUUGUGUCAGCGACAAGUCAAAUUCUCCCAGCAGCCACUCGUAUUUCUCAUGGCCAGCAGAUUCAGCUAACCAGCGCGCUCCAUUUCCUUGUGUGGGCUGGAUACCGGGGUGGUUACUGUGUUGGUCAAGUGCAGCUGACACAAAACCUGAGCGCUGUGAGGAUUUGGAAAGGCUGAAUAUGACAGGCAAAAGCAUAGAAGAAGGAAUAUGAUGUAGCUAAGUGUGAGGGUAUUCACUUGGUCGAAAGAAUGAAGGGGCAGAGUACUUCAUAAAUAGAGUGUGGUUGCGAAAUGGUGAUGUCUAAAGAGACCAAGGUGUCCCUGCACAUAGAUUACUGAAAGUCAGCAUGUAGGUACAGUGCAGUUCAGAAGGCAAACAGUCCUAAUUGCAAGAGGAUUUAUGAACAGGAUAAAGCUGUUUGCUUCAAUUGUGUAAAAUACAGCUGACACUGCAUUUGGAAUAAUGUUUAGAGUUCUAGUCACCUUGCCUCAGGAAGGAUGUAGAGGAACACAGCAGGCCAGGCAGCAUCAGAGGAACAGGAAAGUUGAUGUUUUGGGCCGGGACCUUUUUCUGAUGAAGGGACCUGACCUAAAUCAUCAGCUUUUAUUGCUCUUCUCACACUGCCUGGCCUGCUGAGUUCCUCCAGCUCCACACUGAGUUAUCUCUGACUUCAGCAUCUGCAGUUCUUGCUAUCUCUAAGGAAGGAUGUACUUUGAUUCAUCUCACACACGUCACUGUACAAUUGACAUACUCCACACCCCUCACUGAAACACCAAUAUACCCUGCACUCCUCACACUAACACCAGUAUACCCCACACCCCUCACUGCAACGCUGAUAGACCCUGCACUCCUCACAGAAACACCAGGGUACCCCACAUCCCUCCCUGUAACACCUAUAUACCUCACACCUCUCACUGUAACAUUGGUGUACUCCACACCCUUCUCUGAUAUUCCCCAUAAUCUGUCUGCAGUACACUCCAUAGUAUCAAGCAGCCCUCCUCCUGCACAUUCUGACAUUACUAACAGUCUGAGCUAGAGCAUUGCUGCUAUCAGAUGCAAUUCCAUUACAUAAUGCACAUUUCCUGUUGAUUAUCUACAUAAAAUCAGUGGCUACACAUUUGAUUCAUUGUUUUAGGAUGUUCUCAUGUUACAGACAUUUGACAAUCUAAGGUAUUACUUUACUUUCACUUCCUUGAGAGACUUUUCAAUGCCGAGUGAUACUUCUGCCUUGAUGUCCCAAUGAUUUUCUGAGCUCACUACCUGAACAGGGGGUUAUUUCUGAAUCAAGCAGUCUACUUGGAUAGUGCUUUAUUUACAUCCCACACACCAAGUAUGGAAGACAGCUGGGCAUGGUUCAUGAGGCCUGGGUAGAUAGGUGUCAUUUGUGUCACAUAACAUACAUGAACUCCAUUUUUUCCUUCUCUUGUUGGUCUUCACUGACAGAUGUGGGUUAUUGAUGAGUUAUUUGUGUCAUUCUAGGAAACCUCUUCAGUGCAUCACGUCUCGCAUUUGCUGAGUAAAAGAUAGAAAUAGCUGUUGGUGUCAAUUCAGCCCCCUUGAGCAAAUCCACGAUCCAGCUGUCUCACAAAUUAUCUGUACCAUAGCCCCUGUCCCUUCCUAUCCUCUACUCCCCUGAUUACCCUGAUCUAACAACAAUCUAUUAAUCUCAGUCUUGGAAAUUUCAGAUAACCCACCACAUUUUCAGGGAGACAGUUGCAAACUCUGCAUUUUAGCACAUUUUGCCUUUUGUACAGAGCUUGUCCUCUAUCAGCCCCCCUCCUCUUCCUCCACCUCCAUCAAAUGAAUUAGCAACGAACAUUUUCCAACACCUUUCAGUUCUGAAGAAAAGUUGUGCUGGAUUCGAAGUGUUAAUUCUAUUUUUCCUCUCUCCAGAUGUUGGUAGACCUGCCAAGUUUCUCCAGCAGUUGUUGUGUUUGUUAGAGCCACAAAUUUCCCCUUUUUUUGAGGAAAUAGGCUUCCUGUUUUCAUUUUUAAAUAACCUGGCUCUCAUUUUAGCAUCGUUGUCCCUGUGUUCUGGAUUCCCUCAACAGAAGAAAUUGCUAAACUUUACGUACCCUGAUGAAUCCCUUGAUCAUUUUAGAUGGUUUGAUCAGCUCAUCCCUCACCAGUCCGAACCAAACAGGAUGGAAGCUGACGUCCCCUCACACUUUAACCCUUUAAACCCAAGGUAUCGUCGUUUCCCGGGCCAGUUGACCCUUCCUGGGAUCCAGUGUCUGGAAAUCAAUGCGUAGGAACCUGUCUGCCAGCUUCUCCCUGAAAUGCCAGAAAGCUUGUCAUUACCCUAGCAUGCUUACUGCUCUCCUCUGCCAUUCUCAUGAUUUUUUUGUUCACACAGAGGGUGGUGAGUGUCUAGAACGGGUCGCCAGAUCUAAUGGUGGAAGCGAGUACAAUUCCGUCAUUUAAGAAACAUUUAGAAGGUACAUGGAUGGAUAUGGACUAAAUGCAGGCAAAUGAGACGAGGUUAAUUGUGAAAACUGGGUGGCACGGACAAGUCGGGCUGAGGGGCCUCUUUCCAUGCUGUACAACUCUAUGAAUCUAUGUUAGAUUGGCCUAUUCCUGAGAGACUUAUUCCCCUUUAACACACAGGCUGAUCUAAUUAUCCUGCGAAGGCACCACUUUGACGACUUACCAGAGUGAGGUCUUACUGAAUGGACUCUGAGCUAGUGUGGCAAUCCAUCCUGAGCUACCUUUCUAUGAAGGUUAAAUUCAGAAUUAGUUGACAGGCAUAUAGUAUCAAGCUGAAGAGUGGAAGCAGCUCUGGGAAUUGACAUGUUGUCAAGUUGGGGGGAAUGAAGAUCUCUUUCCUGACCCACAGUGUUUUCUUUACUCAGAAGGUCACCUGUGAUUUGGCUGAAGAUGGCGGUCAGUGGGCUUAGCCAAUGCCUGUUCAUAGAAUCCUACAGCGUAUUUCAGGCUAUUCAGCCCAUAUGCAUGUGCCAGUUCUUUGAAGGAGAUUAGUCCCAAUCCUUUGCAGUUUUCUCAUGGUGUUCCAAUUUAUUUUCUUUUUCAACUGCUUACCCAAUUCCAUUUUAAAAGUUGCCCCUGAAUCUGCUUUCCAACACCCUCUCAGACGAUACAAUCUGGAUCACACUAGAACAAUUUCUCCACACUUCUCCCUCUGAUUCCUGAAUCUGAGGCCUCUUGUUACCAACCCUUGUGUCACUGGAAACUUUCUCCACAUCCACAGUUUCAAGCAGCUCACUCCUUUCCUGUAUUGCAUUCAAAAUGGCCACCAUGAUUGGCAAUCUCUCAAGUGAUUGAUUGUUCACAUCCACAAUAAGGGGAUCCAUAGCCUGUGUUCUUGUCAGAUCCUAAAUCUUGGUUUUAAUACUUGCUUUUCAGGGCAAACGUCACUGGAAUUUAUAGUCCAGUCCCGAUUGUCCCAGCUAACAGCUUUGUGAGACUGCUCUUAGCUACUUAACCAAUUUGGUAUGAUAGGAUUUACAUUUCUAUAGCACUUUUAACCUCCAUAUGUUCCCAAGCACUUUGCAGCCAGUGAAGUGGUUUUGAAGAGUAAUGCUGUGAAAGCUGUCAUAUAGGAAGCUGAGCCAUUCUUCUUGUUAAUGAAAUGUUUGGGAUUUUGCAACAAUCCAACAGUUUUCUGGUGACUGACAUUUUUUAAAAAUUGAACUCAUGUUCUCAAACUGUCAUGGCUGGAUUUAUGCUCAUGUUAGCAGUCCAGGGAAUCACUGCAACACCAUCAGUGUUGCUGCACAUCAAGGGGGAAACAUUCAUAGAGAAUUAGGGAUUAGUGACUCAAUAGAGAAACUUUCACUGGGAAAGAGCAAAACCUUGGAGAAAAAAAAAUUAAGACAUAGAUAGAAAUAAAGUGGAAUAAGCAAGAAAAAUUGAAAGCUGAAAGGAAACUAUUUUAUAUAACCCUUGUGUACUGUGCCCGGAGUGUUUUUGGUCAUUUUCUUCUCACUCCUGUUUUAGUCCCAUGAUCUUUGAUCCAUUUUCUCUCUCGUGUGAGGUAAGAAUUUGAUGAACUUAAACAAGUUUUUAGGAGAAAAUGCACCCUGACAGUGUCAAAGGAGUUAAUCAGAAAUGCACAGACCCACCCUUUGUGAGGAACGAAUUCAGGGGUGUGUCUCUCAAUGUAGAAAUGAGUCUGGAAAGUCAGUUCCCAGUCCUGCGUAGAUCUUUCCAAGAAUGGUUUGGGGAGCCACAGCUAUAGUAUUGUUUUAGUCGGACCAUAGUUCUUCAGCUCCGUUAGAAGUCUUCUCACUAUUCCAAUCCUGCAUGCAAUCGCACUUCUGCAUGUUGUAAGGUGAUAAAGGAUUCAAAGUCAAUGUGAGCUUUGCUGGAAACCAAAAAUGAUCCUGGAAUCUUGCAGUACAGAGACAUGAUCGUGUAUUUUGGAGUGUAUGUCUCAAGUGGGAAUGUAAAGUAUCCUGAGGAAUCCCUACUAUACAUGACUGAACACUACUGAUAAUUAUUAGCGUUUUUUUUUAAUGAUUGAGUUCAGGGUAU